Sphaeramia orbicularis (orbiculate cardinalfish) is the source of this 1894-nucleotide messenger RNA. It is a transcript of the gene cdin1, whose product is annotated as CDAN1 interacting nuclease 1. The transcript has 12 exons. Lineage: Eukaryota; Metazoa; Chordata; Actinopteri; Kurtiformes; Apogonidae. Bases 73 to 957 code for a protein of 294 amino acids. Gene Ontology annotation, cellular component: cytoplasm; nucleus. Gene Ontology annotation, biological process: erythrocyte differentiation. The record is from RefSeq and is a predicted model, not a curated record.
UUCAAACGUCCUUUCUUCAACUUCCUAGCGGGAAGCAGCUGACGGGGAGCUGUCCACAGGCAGAAGGAAUCAAUGGUAGACACAGCAUCUGAUCCAAGAAAGAUGAGACUGUCAAGAGCUGAAUACAAACAGAUAGUGAGGUGGACAGAACAACAGAGACCCACUCGUCAGUGUAUGAAGGUGUUGAAAGACAAGUUUCCCAAUCACUCGCAGUCCACUCUUCUGAGCAUCUUCUCCCUGGAGUACCAGAAACGAACAAAAAGAACAAUUUCAAGACACCACGCACCAGAUGUUAUUGAAAGCUACUACCAAAGGUAUCUGAGUGAAGCCAAGACACAGCCCACUGCUCCUGUCCUGCUCGACUUGGCCAAUGAGGUGGACCUGUCUCCUGCACUGAUGGCUCGUCUCAUCCUAGACAGGUUCCUUCUGGACCUGGAGGGUGGAAUGCCCUCUAAAACCAUCCUGAACAGUAUGCUGAAGGAGCCAUCUUUAAUCCCAGACCAAAUUUUGGCUAAGCAUAUCUACCAAUGCACAAUAAAUGACUGCUGUUAUGGACCGCUGGUAGACUGCAUCAAACAUGCUAUUGGACAAGAGCAUGAGGUUCUGCUCUGUGACAAACUGAAGGAGAGGAACCUUUCCUUCCUAGAUGAAAACCAGCUGAGAGCUAUGGGUUACGACAAAACACCUGACAUCAUCCUGGAGGUCCCAGUCGCUGUAGAGGGACACAUCGUCCACUGGAUCGAGAGCAAAGCAUCAUUCGGAGACGACCACAGCCAUCGCACAUAUCUGAACGAACAGUUCUGGAGCUACUGGAACAGGUUUGGUCCGGGUCUUGUUAUCUACUGGUAUGGUUUCAUAGGAGAGCUCGACUGCCAACGAGAUAGAGGUAUCCUUCUCAAAGACUGCUUCCCUACAGACAUUGUCACCCUGUGCCAUGCCGCCCAACAGCCAGAAUAAGGACAAUGACGUGAAAACAAGAUGAGAAGUGGAGCAACAAAACAAAAAAGAUGACGGGAUGAAUAGAAGGAAGGAGAGAGGAAGACGAGGAGGCGGGAAAGGAACACUUACUCUGAACUGUGCAGGGGUGGAUACCUAGAUCCGGAAGCAAUUUGGCUUUCCUGCAGAGUGAGACUACUGGCAAAAAAUCUGUGCUGAACUCCCACUGACCCUCUUUCUCUGUCUGACUCUCUCACUACUCUCUGCCUCCCUCCCGCUCUUCUUUUACCGCCCCAGAGCUACCAGAUGUAAAUACACACCGACACUCUGUACAUCUGACAGCGAAGGGUUAGAUUCAUACCUGCCUGUGAAAACACCAUCCUGGGGGCUUUUCUUUUCUAGUUGUGGUCAGUUCCUCGUUGGCCCCUGGAUGGCCUCUCACAGUGGACAGUCAGGGUGCGAGAGCCAGAGCCAGGGCCAAAGCAGGACAUAAGGGCCUUCCUUAUCGCACCCAAAGCCCUGGCCUUUGUCACUCCUUCCUGGCCCGUUCCAUGGGCAGAUAAGGGAGGUGCGGUCCAGGGGCUGGUGGACGCCUGUCUCUCACCUGCGUCACUCAGUGCCCUCUCAGUCACUCUCCAGCUCUCCGGGGGGGGGUUAAACAGGAUCAUUUCUGAUUAGAACUGCCCUCAUACUGACCCUGUUCACUUCAUGUAAUAAAACCCGCUAAAGACUUUUCUGUUGACCUUAGAUGUAUGACGGUUUGGGGAGCAUUGUUGAGAGGUCACAGUAAAAUAAAUUCAAAAUAAUUAGGUCAAUGGGUCACUUCCAUGAAUUCAUUCCAAGACUUUGUCCUUGUUAUGUUGAAUUAAAAAAUGCAUGUUGGUAAUUCAUAAAAUACAUAGGCUACACUGCUGUUUUUAUGCAUUUCUUGUUAAGGAAUAAAGUUUUAAUUGAUGCA